UUUAUUAUUUUUGUUUUUAUUAUUUUCUUGUGGGCAUAUGAACCAUCUAGUGACAUACGACAUUAUAUUUUGUUUAUGUUUGUGUUGGUAUUUGUUUGCCGGAUUAUUUAAUGUCUCCAUUUGACUAUGUAUGAAUUUAUACUCUUUUGGUGAUUGAAAUUUAGUUCUUUUAUACUCUUUUAUACUCUUUUAGUUAUGUGGCAUCGUCUUUCUUGAAAGCAUGUUUCUUUUGCAGGGAUGACCCUACUCAAGUUCCAGAAGGUAAAUUUCUCUAUCAUUUUUUUCCUGUUGAUCUUUCAUGUUUUCUAGACAUGGCUAACCUUGUUGGAUUGAAUCGGUCUUCUUAGUCUUUCAAGGUUUUUCAUGAGUACAAAUUUGCCGCCUGUAGAACUAGGAGCAAUGCAAAUUACAUUAUGACAUCUAGUUAUUGUUGGAAGUCUUCCAUUGCAAAUGAUAUUUAGAAAAGGAAUAUGCCACCUCUAGUUUUUUGUAAUUUAGAUAUUCAUUCCUUUUUUUUUAAAUCUGCGCAUGAAAUUUGAUAUCUAAUUCCCCCCUUCCAAAUAUCUUCUCAGAACCUGCUCAAAACUCUGUUAAGUACUUAACUUGGCAUAGAACUGCAUCAUCUCGAUCUUCCUCAUCCAGAAACCCUGUGGGAGCAAACUCAAGAGAUGAUACAGAGGCCUUUGCAAAUAACCUCUUUGACACGUCUUGUAUGAUAUCCGAAAGCCAUGCAUCAACUUUGGAUAGGCUAUAUGCCUGGGAAAGGAAGCUUUAUGAUGAAGUGAAGGCUAGUAAGAUUAUCAGGAAUGAAUAUAACACGAAGUGUAAAAUCUUGAGGCACCUGGAAUCAAAAGGAGAAAAGACUCAUACAAUUGAUAAAACUCGAGCUGUCGUCAAGGAUCUGCACUCAAGAAUCAGAGUUGCGAUUCACAGGAUUGACUCUAUAUCAAAGAGGAUUGAAGAAUUAAGGGACAAAGAGCUUCAGCCACAGCUUGAGGAGUUGAUUGAAGGGUAAGAUCUUCUAG
Molecule: messenger RNA, 1025 nt
Organism: Arachis ipaensis
Lineage: Eukaryota; Viridiplantae; Streptophyta; Magnoliopsida; Fabales; Fabaceae
Source: RefSeq, a predicted model, not a curated record